AUGGAUGUGAAGUACGAUGUAUGCGUGUGCGUUCUUGAGGAUCCACUCACUGGAGGAAAUCCGCGAGCACAGUUCCAGUGCAACUUCUCAAAGUCUAUAACUUCGAUUAUCCGGACUUACGACCGCCGAAGAGGAUUGGAAAGCCUUAAGCCCUUCGUCGUUGCCAACUCGUUGGUUUUCCACUUGGUCGAUAUUCCAUACGCCGGAUGCUGUUAUGACAUCGUAAACAAAUCAGGUGAUAUGCUGCUUCAAGGGAAAAUGAAGACUGAAGUGUGGCGCGGACGUAGUGAGCCCAACAAACGUGACAUCCCGGACAGGCUCACGUCUUCCAACGCCACCGUGAGCAAAGUACAGAAACAUCUGUGGACUUGGUACAAAGAAGCAUUCAGCUGCAGUCCAGUGCUUCCAUGGUGCCCCAAAUUCCGUCUGCAUAUGGAUGACCACCGUUUUUUACAUCUCGUGCAAUGUCCCGUGUCGUCGCACGACGAGCUUCUGGAGAGCGUUUACUGCGACGUUGUAUCCAUCGAUAGACUCGUCGCGUCGAGACCCGUGAGUACCAAAUCUUUUUCUCUGGAAUCCCGAACGGGGCUGGGAGCGAAAUGA
Messenger RNA from Notodromas monacha, 603 nucleotides. The record is from the annotation of a GenBank genome assembly. Lineage: Eukaryota; Metazoa; Arthropoda; Ostracoda; Podocopida; Cyprididae.